Mycetomoellerius zeteki is the source of this 1398-nucleotide messenger RNA. RefSeq names its product probable chitinase 2. The record is from RefSeq and is a predicted model, not a curated record. Gene Ontology annotation, cellular component: extracellular region. Lineage: Eukaryota; Metazoa; Arthropoda; Insecta; Hymenoptera; Formicidae. Gene Ontology annotation, molecular function: chitin binding; chitinase activity. Gene Ontology annotation, biological process: chitin catabolic process; carbohydrate metabolic process. The transcript has 7 exons. Bases 322 to 1398 code for a protein of 358 amino acids.
UCACUAUUAUCGCAAGUGAUAUAAAAAACAGAUCUGAUUAUAAGCAUCGCUAACGUUAGGGAUUUAUUCCUUGUAUUAAUUUCUAUCGAUUGUCGUGUACCUAUCUUAUCAAGUAACGCAGUGAAUUAAAGUUAUGAUGAUUAAAUAGAAAGACGCGCUAAAUCUGAAAUAAAAAUCAGCGAUACGCAGUUUUCGCAUCAAAUACAGGACGUUUACUGUACUUGAAGUACGAUAUUGUAAAUGUUUUUUAAUUCGAGAUACGUUCCAGAUUAUCAUCCAACGCAUUAAAUAUAACGCAUCGAAGAAGUUUAGCGCACUACGAUGUCCUUCAGUGACGUGGCACUUCUACUUACAAUUUUAUUUUUUAGGACGUACGAUGUUCACGGACUCAUAAGACCGAAACAUGAUAAGGUCGUUGUUUGCUACGUCGCAUCUUGGGCUGCUUAUAGGCAAGGAAAUGGAGCAUUUUCCCUAGAAAAUCUCCGCUCUGAACAUUGUACUCAUUUAAUUUAUGCAUUUGCUGGUUUAAAUGCUACGGACUGGACGAUAAAAAGUCUCGACCCUUGGGCAGAUAUGGAAAAAGAUGGAAUAGGCAACUACAGAAAAAUGACAACGCUUCGCAAUCAAGGUCUAAAAGUAUCGCUUGGUAUUGGCGGAUGGAACGAAGGCAGCACAAAUUAUUCACUAAUGGCUUCUUCACCGGAUCGUAGGAGGGUUUUCAUCGCUAGUACUGUUGAGUUUCUCAAAAUGUACGGAUUUGACGGAUUGGAUCUUGAUUGGGAAUUCCCUGGAAGUCGAGGAGGUGCUCCGUACGAUAAACAGAAUUUUGUCAGCCUCGUGCAGGAAUUGAAGGAUGCCUUUAGAGAACAUCGCUUUUUAUUAACCGCAGCCAUAAGUGCCACCAGUUCUACUAUCGAUAUAGCAUACGAUAUUCCUCAAAUUUCUAAAUAUCUUGAUUACAUUCACGUGAUGGCCUAUGAUUAUCACGGAGCAUGGAACAAACGGGUUCUUCCAAAUUCACCAUUGCAAAGCAAGGAUAGAUUAGAUGUGGAAUAUACUAUUACAUAUUUAUUACAACAAGGAGCCCCAGCCGAGAAAUUAGUCUUAGGACUAGCGAUGUAUGGAAGAACUUUUGUUCUUACAACUGUACCAGAAACGCCUAAAAUAAAUCCGAUUGGCCUACCCAGUCUAGAUACUGGAUUUAAAGGACCUUAUACGUCUGAAGACGGCUUUAUGGGAUUCAACGAGAUUUGCGAAACAUUGGUAUUGUAUCCGCAAAAUUGGACAACUGGAUGGGAUAAUGAGAGCAACACUGCUUAUGCGAUUAAUAAAGAUCGUGUUGUAGUUUACGAUAAUCGCAAAGCCAUGAUGGCCAAGGUAUUUUUUCUACAGUUUUAA